AUGAUCCGAUUAAGACUGGCACUCAUCGUUUUGACAGCCAUUGUCAGUACCACCACCACACAAGCCAUCGAUUGGACCUUUUGGAACGAUGACGACGAUUCGACUCCUUCACCCGUGUCGUCCGAUACGUCGAUAUCAGAGACCCUGUCUCCAGAAACGCUGUCGAAUAUGAUGGGGUCCGAUUACAUGGACAAUGUCAAGUCUGUGAUUUACUCUGGAAAGGGGUCAGACUCGGACUCGGACUCUGGUUCGUUGCCUGAUGUCGGUUCCUCUUCAGGUUCGGCUUCCGAGCCGCCUGCUUCUUCAGCAUCGUCCUCUGCCUCCUCUCUCGAUACGGAUGAUAACUCUGCAUCGAACGCUCUGUCGCUAGCUGGUUCUUUUGGUUUGGACUUGCCAAUUCCUUCAAUGGACGAGAUCGCGACUCCUUCAACAGCCGUUACCAGCUAUAAAUCGACCUACCGCAACUGGGUGGGACCUUGGACUCAGUCCUCGGAUGCGGCUUGCUAUCGCGAAGCUCACUUCAUGAAAAAGUGUCCGAGCAACUAUGACCGUAACGAAUUAACCAACACGUGCUGGACGGAGUGUCCGAUGGAUUAUCCCGUGGAAUGUGGCAUGCAGUGCAUCCAACAGAACAAUGACUGCGGUCGUGAGAACGCUGCCAAGAUUUCUGCCGUUGCCAUGUCCGCCUUCAGUAUGGCCACCUUUGGCGUGUUCGGCCAGUUGGCCAACUGGUGA
Messenger RNA from Phytophthora nicotianae INRA-310, 735 nucleotides. RefSeq lists its product as hypothetical. Bases 1 to 735 code for a protein of 244 amino acids. The transcript has 2 exons. The record is from RefSeq and is a predicted model, not a curated record. NCBI's taxonomy places the organism in Eukaryota, Oomycota, Peronosporomycetes, Peronosporales, Peronosporaceae.